Molecule: messenger RNA, 3756 nt
Organism: Gymnodraco acuticeps
Lineage: Eukaryota; Metazoa; Chordata; Actinopteri; Perciformes; Bathydraconidae
Product: centriolar coiled-coil protein of 110 kDa-like
Exons: 14
Coding region: 274-2718 (814 amino acids)
Biological process (GO): centriole replication; centrosome duplication; regulation of cytokinesis
Cellular component (GO): centriole
Source: RefSeq, a predicted model, not a curated record
AUGAUGAUGGGCAACCCGAGAUUCAAGGAGAAACAUGUUCAUGAUGUAGCCACUCUUUGUUGAUUCCCCUGCGACAAAAGAGCGUGUCCACUACUAACAAAGAGAGGAGAUAUCCCUGUUUGUCCAUUUUGAAGGCAAUACAGCCGUAACGAGCAAAGGCACGGGUGUAACGUUAACGUCAUUCUAUCAGGGCACAUCUGGACUACAAGCUGGGUGACGAGGCUACAUGGUGUGUGUUUCACAUUCAGAGUGUGUAUAUGUGGGUGUCCAGAGAUGGAAAGCUAUGAAGAAUUCUGUCUGCGGAGUUUGGCCAUACUGCAGGAAGAGGGGAAAUUCAAGAAGACAACAUGUGAGCCACUAUGGUCCCCGAAGGCUUUCUCUCUCAUCCGCUUCCAUGGAAGAGCUGUGCCUUCGCCUACGUUGAGUGCAGAGCAGCGCAGUGAGAUGUGUGACCACAGACAGAGAGCGGUCCAGCUGGAGGUUGACAGGCAGAACAAGCUGAGGAAGAACCUCAUGGCCCGAGUUCAGGACAUACUGGAACAACCUCGGGCACAUGGAGAAUCAAGUAUAGAUGAUGAAAAGCCGCCAGUUUCUAAAUCUGUGAAGGAGAGUGGCUACACCCUGAUCACUGACUCUCCUGGACUUCCCAGAGACCCUGGGUUUGGGCUUCAAACAAGGGAUCAACCAAGCUCUGAGACCCCCAUCAUCAAUGGCUACAAGUCAGUGGGGAAAGUGAUGGUUGAGAGGGAAGAGAACAGUGAGGAUGAAGAUGAAGAAGAGGAGGAGGACAUUAGUUUGGACAGCCUUCUUAAGAGAUCAAGAGAAUAUGUGAAGAGAGAGCAGUGUCAGCAGGGUUCAGAAGUUGUCGCCACAGUCACUGGGACCCCUCUGCUGGAGACUGUCUCUGACAAGGAGAAUAAGAGCCGCAGUCCCAUGGGGAACACAGGCGUUGAGUUUGGAUUCAGUCUGCACCACAGCCCUACUGGCCCGCCUCGGACCCAAAUCCAGCAUCAAUAUCUGUACGACGCCAGUCCCCAACAGACUGGUUGUCUAAAUGACCGGUAUGCUCGGCUCCCCAGUCCAGAGUCCAGCAUUAGUCCCCGUGCACAGAGACGCCGGCCACGUCCAGUUUCUACAGGGAACAUACACAUUUCGUUUCCCAUCAGCCCGGCAGACCUUAUCCCCUGCAGCUCACGGAGGUCAGGGGAAGGUGCUGGCAUGGCAGAUUGGGGAGAAACUCUCUCAGAGGCUAUAAAGUCCCCCGAUCACUGGGGCUCAGUGGGGAGUGACAGCAGUGCUGGUGUAAGCAGUGGCAAUAGUCGACCCAGCCACUGUGGUACCAGCCCAGAUAUCUGUAGUCCCGUUAGUGCCUUAGGGUUAAGCCCGAAUGGGCACCGUGACCAUCUUGCAGCAGGAUUUCGCCGGCGCUGCCACACCUUUGACAGCCAGCUGCAUAGCAAACACUCUGUUGUGGAGCACAUAGGCCACAGCCAGGAGAGGGUUCCUCGCUUCAUGGCUGGAGUCACAUGGAUGGCUGCGAGUGGGCGCACCCCUACAGCCCCUUUAAACCGGUCGUUUGAGGUAGAUAAUCCCUCACUGUGUUUGCCAAGGCCCUGCAUCACUUCUGACUUGGCUCAUGGCACACACAGGAUGGAGGCUGCUGACCCUCAGGACACAAACAAUGGGAGAAUCACACCAACUGUCCUCAGAAAUGCAGUAGAGGCACAGACCAGCAAGACAGAGGAGACCCAGAGGCGAGCACAGGCUCUGGAGGACAUGCAGAGGCGUCUGGAGGAGGAGCAUGCCUUGCAGAUGUCUCUCCUCCUGGCUGAGCAGGAGAAAGAGCAACAGCGCCUCUGUCUGGAACUUGAGGAGACAGAGAAAAGACUAAUGGAGCAGGGCUGUGUGCGGCCUUUGAGUGGGGAGGCUUGUGGGUGGAACUGUAGAUCUGUGAGUGACAGCCGUCCUAUUGUGAGCUCCUCUUGUCCUGGACUAAGCCCUGCCCACACACCAUCUGAGCGAUCACCUGGACACAGUAUAGGUUUUUCCAGCCCCGUAGGUUCCAGUUUAUCCUCUCCCUCUCUCCAGUCUCCUGUCUAUCUGUGGGGGUCUACAUGGGCAGGUAGCAAACCUCGAGCAAGGCUAAGUCUGGUUCUUUCAGCAGAGCAGCAGAGAGUGUUCUGUCGAAUUGGCGCAAUCAUUCGCGGCUUCCUGACUCGCAGAUUGCUCAAAACUGAGAAGAUCAAACACUUGUGCCAGACCAUCAUGGAUACGCAAGAGUUCAUCCGUUCAUUCCAGACUGAAGCUCAUCAGAAGAAAGGCACCUGCUCAGCACAAGAUCGCUCGCUGCAGGAGAGAGUUAGAGCCCAGCUACGUGCAGCCCUUUAUGACAUCCAUGACAUCUUCUUCGAAAUACCUCUCGGAGAUCGGUUAGCGUUGCUGCAGCAGGACAGAGAGCUCCGAGCAGAGAGGAAGCUGCGAGACAUGGAGAAAGCCAAGUGUCCCAAGGAUAGAGCGGUUCUGUCUGCUGCCACACAGAGGUCUCUGGACAGGAAAAAGAGGGUUAGUGAAUCCCCAGCCCAGGCUAGGAAGAUGCAGCAGAAGCCAAAGAGCCCCACUACUAACAGAGUCCUGAAGCCAAGCCAAGGCCAGAAUUCUCCUGUUGCAGGCCAACUGAAUCGCCAGGGCAUUGACCUACUGACUUUGAAGUCAGCAUAAGAUGACGGUGGCUGUUUCCUCUCAGGAGCUGGUACAGAAAGACCCCAGGAGAGAGAGUGAGACGCUCAGACAGCCUGAAGAAGCAGCACUCCCUGGGUUAACUGGUCACUCAACUUCCCUGAACUGUGAGCUUGAAUUGUUAGUCUUUAACUAGAAACCUUAAACCACUGGUUGCGCUGCUAAACCUUCUGAAAUUCAAAAGAUUGUAUUCACUCCCAUACUUAAGCUCACUGAUAUACAUCAUUAGAUGCCUUUGUUUUUGACUGUUUAGCUUGUUGAAAUACUUUGCCAACAAUUGAUUGUUAUCCACAAAACUGAAACGUAGCUUGAUACUGUGUGUGGAUUAUUUAUUGAAAAGGUGGGCCCAUUGUAAAUACCUAUCUGUACUUUAAUGCAAGCUAGAGGAUGGUCAGAGAUCCACAUUUCUAUCUGUGCCUAAGAACUAUGCCUUUGCUAUCUGUGACGUUUAGCAUGCAUAUUUUUUUACAAGUUUAGUUCAUAAACAUGUAGUGAUUAUAGCUGAAAUGUUGAUUAUCAGUGUCAUAAUGAAAGUAGUUGCCAUAAGAAAAAGUGUUUAGGUUAGAAUAACGUUUUUUUUACAAGGGCUUGUAGCUCUUUUAUUAAAUGGUGCUGAGUUAACAGUACUGUGAGACAUUUCAGCGGGUUUCAACAUUUGGCUGAUAUCAAUGCCAAAUACCCACAUUUUAAUCUAAAUGUAUUUGUUUACACACUGACUCUGUUACACUAAUGUAGCUUCACACAACAGGAAAUGCACAGCAGACACAGAGUAAAACAAAAUGAAUGCCCCUGUCCAAUGUAUAGUAAAUGCUGUAAAGUUCUCCAUUAUUCUCCACUGCUUAAGCAUAUUUAUAAAAUAAUAUUUAUGUGCACAAAUAAUUCAACCUCAUGUAAAAGCAUUAGUACACCCACUUGUUUACUUAUAGAUACCAAAUUGACUUAUGUAUGUAGAUGUUGUUUGCUGAUAUUGCUGUACUCUGUCUUUUUUUUUUUAAAGACACAUUUAUUUUUGUUAUUUUA